GUAGUUUACAACAAGAAGACAGUGAAACUACGCCGACGAAAAAUUACGGUGGCGUUCAAAAAUGGACAAAUUCCGGCCGCAGUGGCUGGGUGCCCCGGCCGGCCAGCAUGGGCCCAACACAUUCUACAAGGGUUGCAAAUUCUUUAAAGACGGCAAGUGGCGAAUCCUUUCGAUGGGGGAAUUUUUCUUCUUGAAAACUUCCGAGACGGAGCCACUUUGCAUUGCCGAGCUGCAAUUACUGUGGCAAGACGACAAGGCCGAAAACGGCGACGGCCUCAUGUUGUCGAGUUCCAAAUUAUAUUUUCUUCCCGAGGACACCCCGGAAGGCCGAACAAUUCACCAUGGAGAGGAUGAAGUUGUUGGGGUCAGCGGCAAGGCCAUUCUCCGACUGGAGGACCUGAUUGACUGGGUCUGCACCGACGUCAGGUGGACGCGGGGCUGCCGGACAAUUUGUGAGAAGGACCUGAAGAAGGCUGACGGCGGAGGAGAUGCUGGCAACAAGCACAUGGCGCUGUUUGCCCAGAAUAGUGGGCUUAACAUCAGUGAAAUCAACAGGGAGAAAAAGAUCAUGGGUUAUGAUGACGACGGCCGUGACAAAGUCAUCAUCCUCAACUACCCAAGCUACUGCCGCUACUGCGCCACCCUGAAGCGCAUGGAGCAUGCCCCAGACCAGUGGAUCUCGCAUACCAUAAUGCGAUGCCUGGGUGCCUUCACCGUGCCGCACCGCAACACGCGCAUCUUGUUCUGCAAAGACGAGUUUGAGCAUCCGACGCUGGGGUACAACGAGAAACUUUGUGACCACUUGGCGCCAAACAUGAAAGGCAGACCAAGGAAGAAGAAACUUAGUAUCCGUAGCAACAGUAAUGAAGAUUUGGUCGGCGACUCUAGUAAUGGUGUAACUGAGCAUGCUGAGGUGAAUUAUGGAGAAGUCGGUGCCUACCACCUCAGCAAGCUGGAACGCAAGAAGUUGCGGGGCAAGUACCAGACCAAGAUCGUGAAUGGCAAGGUCAAGACGGAGGUGAAGCGGAUCCGGCCCAAAGACGAGGCCACCUUCCUGGCCGGCCUGUUCAAGUUUAUGAAGGACCGCAACAGCCCCAUCGAGAGGGUGCCCAACCUGGGCUUCAAGCAGAUUGACCUGUACUUGUUCUACACGAUGGGUCAGAAGUUUGGCGGCUAUGAAGCCAUCACGGCUCGACGGCUGUGGAAGAAACUGUACGACGUCCUGGGUGGCAGCGUCGGGAGUACAAGCGCUGCGACGUGCACAAGAAGACACUAUGAAAGGUUAAUUCUUCCCUAUGAGCGUUACCUCAACAAGCAGGAGCACAAGCCUCUACCGGGACCACCCCCUGCCAAACCCACCAAGGGCAUCUCCAUACUGGCCAAGCCAGGCAGUAAGCACAAGGAGAAGGACCCUGCCAAGCACCACCACCACCACCACCACAAGAAGAAGGACAAGCAUGCCAAGGACCGGCCGAAGGGGAUGACCAAGGCCGAGGAGACUUGGAUCCAAGACCAGCAGAAGCAGGCAGCUGCCACUGCUGCUGUCGGGGGACUGAUCCACGAGACCAUUCUGACCCCCGUGCCAGUCCAGCCGGUGUCGUCGGGCGCCAGUCAGCCUCAGACUGCCCAUCAUGAGACGGCAAGCAGUGAUGUCUCAACCUCAACACUGGCCAGUGUGGUACUGAAUGCCUCGUCGGCGACCAGCAUUCUGCCAGUGGCCACCAUCCCGCCCCUGCCCCAACUGACUCCUGCUCCAUCCGGGGUCGCCAGCAGUGGCAGCCCCCCGCUUCCCAUCGUCUCUGCGGAGAUGAUGAUAGUCUGCCAAGACCAGCCAGGGUCCUCCUCCCUGAAGAUGAAACUGAAGGUGAAAAAGUCGAGGCACAAGGAUGGGAAACGGCCGAAGGUGCUCAAGGACCAGCUUCGAGAGCUGGAGGAGCAGCGGGCAUUGCAGCAGAAGGAGGCACACAAUCAGCUCUAUGCAAACUCACUGCAGCUGAACUCUCCACCUGUCGCCAGAAAGAAGACGAUGUCCAUUGCAGAUAUUCUCAAUCAGAAGGCCAAGAUGCAGGCUAAGCAGAAGGCCACUCAGGCAGCUAACAUCGAAAAGACUGCUCCGUCGAGCGUUGAGAAUACCCCUCUACCGGCUGUCAGCAGUGCAGGCAACCCUGUCUUGCCUGUCCUUUCCACAUCGGCCAUGCCUUUCCCAGCUCAGCCCAUCAUGGUCAAGACAGAGGAGGGCGUGCCCGUGGGCCCUUUGAUCUUCACCUUACCCCAGAUGCUGCCACCAGGGGCCACCCCGGCCUUGAGCUCAGCCCCUGGGGGCUCUGUCAAGAUAGAAGACACGGCCGGAUCCACCGGCUUGACCUCAACCACUGCCCCAUCUUUGACUCUGGGCUCCAACAUGGCCACUGUGUUGCAUGUUGGACAACCAUUGCAGGUCAUGCAGAUGCCUACCCCAUCAUCCACUCUAAGAGACAGUGCAGCAUUGGAAUCGUCGCAGAGCUCAGCGAGCACUUCCACGACGGAUUCGGUCCUCCUUACGACUAGCGCAAACAGUGCAUACUUAUCGUGUCCAUCUGAUGUAGGCAUCGUCAGCUGUGCACCUACCUCGCUAACAGCAGUGGUCAACCCAAUAAGGGCCACAUCUGAGUUGCCCGGUGCCGGCUGCACCUUGACAAGCAGCAAGGUCGCCACGUCUGCCCGGCCGUCAGUCAUCCAGCACACACAGCAUGUGCAGGCGCAGGCUUCAGAGCAAGGGAUGACCUCGAUGCCGUACCGAAAUGCCGUCCAGCCCAGCGAUCUGAUCCUCCGAAAUCUGUCUCUUGGGAAAGCAGCUGCAGCAGCAACGGCAACGACAAGCGCUCCGGUCAUUGGCCAAAAGCGUUCUGAUCUGCCCAAAGACGCUGUGGUGGUCACUCCGCGUUUUGUCAACCCUUUCAUGGCAUACAUUCCCAUGCCGGUCAUGGUAGGAGGCAGUAAAGCAGAGCCAAAGAGCGAGGAGCCGAGAGCAGAGACCAGCAAGGAGUCAGGAUGCAAGAGGAGGAGAACUGAAUCGGGCAAAGAGAAUAUCAGCGGUAGACCACUCAGCCCCCACGGAUUCAGUGUGGAUCGCACAGGCAAGGUGACCCCACUCCUCGCCCACUCAACAUUCCCUGGCCCGGUGCCCUUCCAGGACGAGCCCUGUGAUUUGAGCAUGCCCAAAAGAAAACGGGAAGAGGACGAGGCUCCCAUGCUGCAAGGGGAGACAGGUGCCUACACCAGCAGGCACAAGACCUCAAGGAAGCCCAAGGAAUUUGUUAAGGAUAGAACUCGAUGGCAGGAGGAGACUGGUGCCAAGCGCCAGAGAGAGGAUGCAGCAGUAUCCUCCUCUGUCUCGUCAUUGCACAAGGUCAAGAUGACCCCUAACCCACGGGGAUCUAUCAUGCAAGGGGUCAUCAACCCAAGCGCCCUGAGUCCUUCCUCCUACUCUUCCAAGUCGUCCGAGCACAGGGAUGCACCCUCCCGGCACAACACCAACUCUAAUGAAACCGCGACAUCCCCCCACCCACCCCCUCCCCCGCCAGCCUUUCCGUACUUGCCCCACCCCAGCGUGCAGGGCACGGCGACCGCGGACAAGCCACCAAAGAGCCAGUUUGUCUUUCCAGAGUUGGGCCCCCACCUGCCAGCCGUCAUGGGCUACCCGCCCCGCUUCUUCCCCCCUCAGCUCAUGCCUGGGCCCCUGCUGGCCCGGCCCGACCUCCUGCCAACCAGUCUACCUCCCGGGAUGCAGCUGAACCCAGAGCAACUGAUGCGACGUGACAUGUUCUUCCCUCCCCACUUUCCAUUCCAGAUGAGACCGCCUUUCCUUAGCUCCUCCUCGCCGCUGGUGAGGGACAGUCAGCAGUCUUACAUGAAUCAGAGCUGAGAAGUUUGAAGAAUGUUGUGCAAACUUUCCAAAAACUCCGUAUUAUUGGCUGAGGGAUCACCACAGAUACACAAAGCAGCUUGGGUGUCUAUGCAAGUACUGUUCUUUCACAGUGAAGUUUCUUCUGCAAAGGAAAACUGUGGCUAGGAAGAAGCUAGGACAAAAUUACGCACAAGAUCAUGAUGAACAAAAUUUUGUAACUGAGGAUUUUUUUCUUUUACAUGUCAAAAACAAGUUGACUGUGCUCUGAUUCUGUGAAUGUAAAUUUUGCACAGAGAGGAAAAUCUCUGAUGGUUAUGGCUGAUUUUGGAUAUUGUGUGCAUUCCAUAUACAUCUGAAGCAAGUCAGGCUGGUGCCUACCACAGGCUAAACCAACAGUGUGAUCUUACUAUACGUCUUCCAGAAACAAUUCUAAAAUGACUGCAGUGUUAAAAUACUCCUAUCAGUGCUUCCAACUGGAAACAUGUAGACAUUCUCGAGUGCCGGAGUUAUACUGAUAUUGUUUUUCCAGCACAGCAUGAUUUCGAUUUAAGACCGCACCUUUCCCUUUUGAGUUGAACACAAAUGCAAACAUUCCAUAGGUGUGCUCAAAAUAUUGUGCUAAAAUAUGUGGCCUCUUAGACAGUUGGGUGUUCUGUACUUUCAGGAAGGAGGAUAUAUAUUAUUCCCCCACCCCGCUUUCAAAGCCCCCAGCACCCCCUCCCCCUCCCCUCCAAAAAGGAACAAGAACCAAGUCCAAUAAAGUCAAUCAUAUGCAAGAUCCAUAUUAACAGAAACUGAUGUUAUGAACAAUGAAUGCCUUUCUUGUGGGGGGAAGGUGGAAUUCACCAUCCUUGGCCAAGUUUCAGGGCUCAGAUUUUCUGUUACCUCUAGUUGGCAGUAGCACAAUAGGGGCCAUUAGUCACAUCCUGUGGAGAAAAAACACUGUGGCGUAUUCUUACUAUUUCAGUAUUACCUGCAUGAUUAAGUGCUGGGUAGAAAGGCUCUGUUGCAGAAUUUAUGCUACUCUAAAAGCAUUGAUGUGUAGCAUCGAUAGCAUGGUUGGGAACUUUGCGGAUGGACAAAACACAAGGAAUUGAUGAGGCAUCAAACUGACAAUAUACGUUUGGGGCUUAAACUCUGCCAAGCCAUGUGCAAAUGUGGCUGUGGCUAGCAGAAACCGAUACAUCUUUGGAUAUCACCUACAGCCACUUGCCAUACAUGCGCAUGCUAUCUUAGACAGUUGAUUUAGACAAGGCUCCAGCCUAAGUGCUUGAUGACCAGUGCUCUAAAGUGAUGCUGAGGUGUGGACCUUCUGCAUCAGACUGCACAAGGCUCCUGAUCGGGCCAAUGCGUAAGAGCCAGCCAAAGAUGCACUACAUCCAUGCACUGGUUUACAUCUGGUCAAAAAUCUGGCCAGAUUUCAACUGAAUGUGCACAAAGAGGAAUUCACAGUAGCAGUAGCACGUUGGAAAAAAGGACAUCCAUACUCAAAUGUCCUUCAGGCGGACACACUUUUCACAGCCGUGGUCAAGUUUAUCUAAACGCCGCCUCACUGCCAAGGACAUUAGUAACACACAAGCAUCCUUAUUUACCCAGCAUUCCACAUCAUGCAACAGUAUGCUAUCGGCCUUGACAAAAAUGCAUUUACUGCCACUUACUAGUGUCGCAAAGUCUUCCAUAAAUCUUGGACCAGCCAUUCCCAGACAGCGGUUCAUUGUUAUUUUCUUUUAUAGUAUUUGUACGAGUCUUUUUCUUUGUUUAGUCUUCGUGUCGGUUUGUAUUGCUGGUAUAAUUAGUUAAAAUAUACAGAAAAAUACAAUUAGCAAUCAGUGUUGGGUAAAUAUGAAACAUUUAUGUCUGUAGAGUUUAUAUUGUUUAUUGGUGAUGAGGUGCUAGUUGUGUAAUAUAAUUAUAUCUGUACAUGAUACAGGAUUAUAUCAAUAUCUAUGCAAAAAGACUAGGAAUAGUUGUGUCGAAGGGUUUGUAAUAUUUUUGAGGGGCAUUUUUUUUUUUGGAAAGGGAAAUUUAUUUACUAGUGUAUAUUUGUCAUUCUUGAAAAUUUUGAGAUUUUUGGACACCAUUGCUCGUUAAGGACAGGAGAGGUUGCAUUUAUAUGUAGCCUCUGCCUUGUCACUUUCCCUUUUAGGUUUUUGUCAGAGAGAAAAUGAGACUAUACAGAGCUAGGAAUUGCUGUACAUUUACAAACAACACAUUCCACAUUGAGGCCACUUUGGAGGGUUCACUAUUGUCACAUCGGCUUCAACUCUUUUUCCUCCAGAUAGACCCUCGAUAAGCAGAUGUCAAACUAUAAUUGUGAGCUGGGCCUCCUCCACCCGGUUCAUAAGUGUGACGUGAGUUAAGUUAAAACUACAGCCAAUGGGAACUUGUAACCAGUGGGGCGUGCGCAUGCAGAAGUCACUUAUGAACUGGACUCAGGUUGGGCACUUGCUCUACAGAAAAUUUGCUUAGAUCCCGUAAGACGAGUGCAAAGGUCUUUUUUGAAGAAAUUUUGUUUCAGUUUGUGGGAGAAAGAAAAAAAAUUGACCUCCUUGUUCAAGUACAUGUACCCUUGUUCAAAAAUUCGGAAUAACAGUAACAUCAAUGGCCAGUCGAACCUCGCCUUCAUUUGGGGUAAACCUUUUUUUUUUUUUUGAGGGCCACAGUAAACGAGCAACAAGUGCUGUGAAUUUUCAAAAAUCUAUCCUUUAGUUGUUCAGGGAAGACGCUCGACUUGCAGAAGCAGACUUGCCUAACAUGGGACUUGGUGAAUUUUCUUUUCUUUUUUAAUUUUAGUUUAGGAUGUUUCUAAAAUAGUUAUAUCUUUGGGGCAGAGGUUAAUGCAACAAUGCAACCUUCCGAAGAAUUCCAAAAACCAUCAUUGCUUUCCGAAUUGGUCAUUUUUUUUUCUCAUGAACUUUUUUUGGGUGUACAGAACUCAAGAAAUUGUAUGUUACUUAUUGGACCAACCAUUUGUAUGCUAUUUUCGUAACGGUUUACAUUUAGUUUUCUAUGCAAAUCAUUAAGCAAUGAAAGGAACGACUUUUGUAUCUUUUUUAUUUACAUAUUUCUUUGAAAAGACCACGUUAAGGUCAGUAUUUCCAUAACAAUGAUAACAUUGAAACCAAUUGUUUUUCUUUUGUAUAUUUACAAUUAACGAGCCCAGCACUACUAGUCAAAACACCUUAUAGACGCUGGUCAUCUACACUUAUUUCUAGAAAUAAAAGUCUUUGUUGUAUUUUUCUCGCAGUUUUUAAACAAUCAUUUCAAACUCGUCAAAGUUUUUCUCCUCCUCUUGUAAUACAUUGUUCCAGUUAAACAAAAUGAACAUUUGAGUUUUGUAGAAAGAUUCUUGGAACUUGAAGAGUAACAAUAAUGACCGUUAUUUAUUGAAAAGCACAUCAGCUGUUAUUUAUAUGCUUAACCUCCCAAUUUUCACUAUGCAGUGUAAGUUUAAAUCACAACCACAAAAGACUCUGUGUCCAUGCUGAUGUAAAUUGGUUAAUACUUCCAUGAAUUAUUAAUUUUUACAGAUUAUAUGUAAAGAACUGUACACUAUCCAUAAACUGCAUUGAUGAUAUUAAAGUGUUCUCUUGUUUAUUCAAAUCA
Messenger RNA from Acanthaster planci (crown-of-thorns starfish), 7492 nucleotides. RefSeq lists its product as uncharacterized. Gene Ontology annotation, biological process: regulation of transcription by RNA polymerase II. The record is from RefSeq and is a predicted model, not a curated record. Lineage: Eukaryota; Metazoa; Echinodermata; Asteroidea; Valvatida; Acanthasteridae. Gene Ontology annotation, cellular component: nucleus. Gene Ontology annotation, molecular function: transcription cis-regulatory region binding.